Messenger RNA from Dunckerocampus dactyliophorus (ringed pipefish), 4064 nucleotides. RefSeq names its product solute carrier family 17 member 9b (gene slc17a9b). The record is from RefSeq and is a predicted model, not a curated record. The transcript is spliced from 13 exons. Lineage: Eukaryota; Metazoa; Chordata; Actinopteri; Syngnathiformes; Syngnathidae. Gene Ontology annotation, molecular function: transmembrane transporter activity. Gene Ontology annotation, cellular component: membrane. Bases 208 to 1608 code for a protein of 466 amino acids. Gene Ontology annotation, biological process: transmembrane transport.
CGUGGAAUUGUCCUCCACAGGGCAUCAGGAAAAACAGACACCCACUCCUUCGCUCAGUUUCCUCUUGCCUGUUCUUUUAGCUUUUCGAGGCUAGUUAUGUUUCUCCAAACACAACAAAUAGGACGUGUCUUACUGCCUGCGUUACCGGGAAGAAAUUGAAGUAAACAGUGGAAGCUAAGGAGAGGGGCUGCCACUGUCGAGCGUUGAAUGGCAGUUACUCAAAAACAUGGUAAGAACUAUGGUCCAGAUUUGGUCUGUCACAAAGAGCAUCAUCCACCCGACAAGAUUGGAGCACCUGGGUGUCACAAGAAGUGGGCCGAACACAACAAUAACUGGCCAAGGCCGUUGGCAAGGAUAUGGACAGUGGUGCUCCUGCUUGGGACCUGCCUCCUCUAUUGUGCCAGGGUGGCGAUGCCCAUCUGUGCAGUCAGUAUGGCAGAAAAGUUCAACUGGAGCAAGAGAGAGUCGGGGAUGGUUCUGGGCAGCUUCUUCUGGGGUUACUGCUUCACCCAAGUGUUUGGAGGCCAUGUUAGUGACCGGGUGGGAGGUGAGAAAGUCCUCUUGCUCUCUGCAGCUGCAUGGGGAAUGAUGACGGCCUUCACUCCCAUCUUGGCUCAUUUCUGCUCCCAGCCAAUGUUCUGCAUGACGCUGGCCCGCUUCCUCAUGGGCCUUUUGCAAGGUGUUCAUUAUCCUUCUUUGGCAAGCCUGUGCUCUCAAAAAGUGGUGGAGAGUGAACGAGGCUUCCUCAUGAGCACCGUGAGCAGUGGUUCCUACCUGGGCACCCUUCUGAUUGGAGGGGCUGGUUCCGUAAUGCUGGACCUGUAUGGGUGGGAGAGUGUGUUCUAUGUGUCAGGUCUGCUGGCAGUAAUGUGGGCAUACUGCAUGUGGAAGUACUUACUCAAAGGGGAAGGGCCUAUUAUCACUCUGGAAUCCCUGGGAAAUGGUGGUCCACAGUCCAAACUGACCAAAAGGCAUUGGUUACGACUCUUCAGACAACCUGCAGUCAGUGCCGUGAUCAUUACGCACCUUUGCACAGCGAGCACCUUCUUCACUCUGUUGUCAUGGCUGCCGACAUUCUUUAUAGACACGUUCCCUGAUGCUAAGGGCUGGGUGUUCAAUGUCAUUCCUUGGUUGGUGGCCAUUCCCUCAUCUCUCUUCAGUGGUUGCCUGUCGGACCAUCUCAUUAGUCAAGGCUUUGACACAGCUUCAGUGAGGAAGUUAAUGCAGUUUUUUUCCAUGGGUGUUUCCAGUGUGUUUACCCUUCUUCUCUGUGGCAACAUCACAUUCUCCUGGGCCAUAGCCUAUGUGUCGGUCACUAUAGGUCUUACCACCUUUAGUCACAGUGGUGUGUCUUUAAACGUUCAAGACCUUGCUCCAUCCUGUGCAGGAGCCUUGUUUGGUGUUACAAACACAUGCGGUGCGUUCUCAGGGGUCCUCAUGGUAUAUUUCUCGGGGUAUCUCAUUGAGGCCACAGGCUCGUGGGCGUCCAUGUUUAGUCUCAUCACCGCUGUCAAUCUGCUAGGCCUGUGCAUCUUCCUGGCCUUUGCUGAGGCCCGCCGCGUCGACAUCGACCCCAGCAGGAACCACCACCACCACAUCCACCUCUGAAUUCCCAAAGGCCCAGUGGGGGAGCUUUAUCCUCAACACGGGAGGUCUGUCUCUCUCUCCUUCUCAUUGUUUCAUAGACAUACACACUUAUGUACAAUAUGUGUCUAAAGCACACAGCUGGUUCUGUUUAUUAGUGUCAUCAAUGCACAACCUUAACUCCAAAGUUGAGGGAGGAUGACAGCUGGUGAAAGAGUUCAGGAAAGAUAACUAGAAAAGCAGCACAUCAUGGUUAAAUGUGUCUAGCUACACCUUGUAGUGUCUCCCCAAGGAGGUUAUGUUUUGUUUGCUUUUGCGCAUUUGUUUGCUUGUUUGGAACACCCGAAAACAAGUUUUCAAUGAAACUCUGGGAAAUGUGGGGCAUUGGCCAAGAAAGAAUUGCUUCAUAAUCUGGCAGGAAUUUUUCCUCACUUUUGUUAGCAUGUUAAGUCUAAAUCCCUCAGUAUACACGUGUACGAUUUGGUAGUGAGGUUGAUUAAUUGACCAUUAAGAAAUCUGUCAGUUUUCAAUCCAUCUGUCAGUCAACUAUGGAAUGCUAAGGUACAACCAUACAGACCUCUGCACAAGAUUAGUUUUGCUCAGUGCUCAAUUUUCUGCCAUCUGAAAAUUUUUAAAUUACUUUUGAAAAUUACAAUUGGUCGUACAUUUUCUCCAUGUUCGAUCAAAGAAAUUUAACCAAACGUUCAUCACUUGUGCUGAUCCAAAUUGUUCAUCCUUGGUGGGGGUCUUCCAUCUAAAUGACGAAGGGGCUUCACAUCAACGUACCCAAAGUGCUUUUACAAUGUCACCUCAUGACUGAGUGUCAUUCCAGAUACAAAAAGCAUCAAGCAUUGCUCUCAUUUGCCUGUCCUUUUGUGUUUUUUUGUGUGUGAGGUAGUCGCUAUUGUCCCCAUCUCCAUGGUUACACAUGCUUGUUACAGAGAGGUGCAAGGUGAAUGAGUGUGUUCUACCUGUUUGUUGUCUCAGCAAAUGUUUUAAGCAGAAAGACCAAAGUUACUGAAAAUGUGUAUUUACUUUUUUAUGUCAUCGCAUGCUGUAGAAAUACCUCAGAGUAGGAUAUUUAUAUAUUUCUAUGGUUUAAGUUAGUUUUUUCAAUAUCACAAUAUUUUUACAUUCUAAAUGUAUAAAUUAUGAAUAUGGGAAUAUGUAUUGUGUAUAAACACACAUACAGUAUAUGCACAAAAUACAAUUUGCUGACGUGAUGCAGUAUGGAUGAGCCUAACCUUGCUAGUCUUGGUUCGAAUUAUGGUGGAAACAACUAUUGCACUUACAACUGUUGAACAAAACAGGAAGUCAAGUUAGUAUUUGGCUAAAUUGGGAGAUGUCUCUCAGCGUUUUUUUUUUUUUUUGUAAUCAUGCUCUUCUGUAAUUUACAUUGCCCGUGUUUCACACAGACAUAAUGAAUGUUGCAGGCCUUCAACUUUCUAAAGAUCUUUUUUGUUGUAUUGUUGCACAUUCAGGACAAAAAGUAAAUAGGAGAUUUCAAAUGAUUGUAGAAUUCAUUUCUGUUUGGUGUCUUAUCUAAUUUAGCCGAUAACUUGACUGGAAUUGACUAUGCAUUUAAGGUUUUUGUGCCUGGUGGGAGUCACGGCCGUGAUCGUUGUGUCAUUUUAGCUGUUCUUUGUUUUCACGUAUACAACGGCACAACCUUUGUUUCGGAUCAGGAAUGGGUGUUUGUGAAAAUCGCACCAUGUUCUUUGUCAUUAUUAGUUGUUGCAAAAAUGGGAGUUUUGGAAAGUCAUUUGCUGUUAGUUACUGUACAUACAGUCUCUGUGUAGGGUUACCAAUAGAAUACAUGAUAUGGCUAUUUACAAUGAUACAUUUUGACAUAAUAAAGGGUGUCCCAAAAAUUGGGCAUGAAUGCAACUAUACAAUAUAGUGUAUUAUGAUGAUAAUAAUAAUAAUAAUAAUGAUUGUUGUUAUUAUUAUAAUAUAAGAAAUAUAACAAUAUGAAUAUCUGAGUAACUAUGUGUGUCCUAGGUAAGCGAAAUGAAAUAGGCUCCAUGUUGAAAAAUAAAGUAUUUAUUUAUUCAAAUGCCAAAAAACGGAAACGGAUAUAGAUCUUAAAAUAAGUUUUACAAAGCUUCACAAAUUGUUCAAUAUGUGCAAAAUUGCCUUUUCAUUUCUAGUGAAUGUCAUUAUUUAUUCCUGCAAAAAAAAGAAAAAUCUGAGCUCAUUUGAGUGAGAAUUGUGUGUUAUAAGACUACAAAACGAUGUCCAAUUUUUAAAAAAUGAUUUACUGCAUUGCUUGUCCCUUUUUGUUCAUUCUCUUUCUGUUGCUAUCCUGCCAAAUGUUUUGUUUAUACAAUAAGUCUCUCAAUGCGGGUUUUUCUGAGAGUUUUGAUUUAUAACAUAAAUCGAAAAUAAAAUGCAUUACUGCAAGAAAAGGCAGUAUUGUAACGAUUUGAAUUAUGCUGUUACCUAAAAGCAUGUCUUAACUUUGAAUAAAAAUGUAUUUU